UUUCUGAAAAUAAAAUGAAGUAAUUCUUUAUUUGCCAUCUGACUAUUUUAGCCAUUUUCUUGGUCGUGCUCUUUUGAACGCAAUGCCAAUAGAUUAUUAGGUAAAACAGAAUACCAAAAACACUGCUAGAAGAUAAAGAAAAUUAGUUUAUGAUUUUGAUUUUUGGUGGACGGCAUUUGACGGUUUAAGGUGGCGGAGGUUUCGAUGGGCCUUCGUUUGGGUUGGUUGACGGUGAUUGACCCACGACUAUGGGUUGUGGGUGGGAGCAUUUGGUUGGGGAAGAAGAUUCAUUUAUUAAGUGAAUAGACGAUUUUACCCUCCUCUUUUUGAUAGAAAAUGGUCAAUUUUAAUUUUGAUGGUCACCUGGCGGAAUUGUGGAUAAAACCGUCCAAAAUGACCUCACAUGCAAUGAUUGGAAAGGUAAAGAGUGAUGACUGCAAUAAUUGAAAGUUUAGAAAAAAGUCUGCUAAUGAUUCAAAUAUUUGGAGCUUUUGCUUCAAUUAUUUCUGUGAUUUAUAAUAAGAGCAUCCUUUCCUUUGCCUACCUCGUCAAUUCACUUAUUGAAUGUUUAUUUUCUUUCUAAUUUUAAAUAAUAUUCUUGGAUUUUUGGCCUUGUUUUCUUGUGCUAAAAGAGUAUUUGAGUUUUGGAGGGUUCUUUAGCAUUGUAAUGGGGAUUUGCUUCAGCAACCAAAUCAAGGCUGAGAGCCCAUUUUGUACUGGUGUUAUUUCUUCUAAAAGUGUCAGUGGAAAUGGGACUGAGCUAAGUAAUCCAAGCAGCAAGGACUCUUCUGCUUCUAUGAUGCCGACUCCUCGGAGUGAGGGUGUUAUUUCUUCUAAAAAUGUCAGUGGAAAUGGGACCGAGCUAAGUAAUCCUAGCAGCAAGGCAUCGUCUGCUUCUGUACCACAGAUUCCUCGAAGUGAGGGCGAGAUCUUGCAGUCCCCCAACUUGAAAAGCUUCACAUUCAGCGAUCGUGUUAUUUCUUCUAAAAAUGUGAGUGGAAAUGGGACCGAGCUAAGUAAUCCAAGCAGCAAGGCCUCAUCUACUUCUAUAUCCCAGAUUCCUUGGAGUGAGGGGACCAAGCUAAGUAGUUCUAGCAGCAAGGCUACAUCUUCUAUACCCCUGGUUCCUCGGAGUGAAGGUGAGAUCUUGCAUUCCUCCAACUUGAAAAGAUUCACAUUGAACGAUCUUAAGGCAGCCACAAGAAACUUUUGCCGAGAAAGUUAUUUAGGGAAAGGGGGUUUUGGUAGAGUUUACAAGGGAUGGGUUGAUGAGCACUCACUUGCAGCAUCAAAGCCUGGGUUUGGGAUGGUGAUAGCUGCUAAGUUGCUAAACAAAGAUGGGUGGCAGGGUCACAAUGAAUGGUUGGCAGAAAUUAACUAUCUUGGGCAGCUGCACCACCCUAAUCUUGUAAACUUAAUUGGUUACUGCUUGGAGGAUGACGAGAGACUUUUGGUUUAUGAGUUCAUGCCCAAGGGUAGCAUGGAGAAUCAUCUAUUCGGGAGAGGUUCUUACUUCCAGCCAAUUUCCUGGAACCUAAGAAUGAAAAUUGCUCUGGGUGCUGCAAGAGGACUUGCCUUUCUUCACAGUGCCAAGGACAAAGUAAUACAUCGAGAUUUCAAUACUUGCAAUAUCUUGCUUGAUUCGAGCUACAAUGCAAAAAUUUCUGAUUUUGGGUUGGCAAGGAAUGGGCCAAUUGGUGAUAAGACUCACGUCUCAACUCAAGUCAAGGGAACUUUUGGAUAUACUGCUCCCGAGUAUCUGAGAACAGGCCAUUUAACUGCCAAGGUUGAUGUAUACAGCUUUGGAGUGGUACUACUAGAAAUUUUAUCUGGUAAGAAAGCAAUAGACGAAAAUCGGCCACUGGGGGAAGAAAAUUUGGUUGAAUGGGCAAAACCUUACCUGUUGAACUUACAUAGAAUACUGCACAUUCUAGACCCCCGUCUCAAAUGGCAGCACCCAAUGGGUCAAGCCCUAAAGGCAGCUGCCCUUGCGUUUCAAUGCCUAAGCCAAGAACCCAAGUUUAGGCCAGACAUGGACGAGGUCGUAACUGCUUUAGAACAGGUUCUGGAGUCAAAUGGCUGCUCAAAAAAUGAUCAAAACCAUCACCAAUCAGAUUGACACAGCCAAUCUCACUAGGGAGCUAGGUCAUGCCGAAGCAGUGCUGAAGAAACUCGUGAAGUAAUGGCUUAUCCCAGUACUUCAGCUUCCCCUCUUUAAGCGUAAAAAACAAAUGGAGGCAUGUCACGAUCUUCGUUGGUUUCGUUGGUUUAGUGGUGAACUUCCCGCAUAGCUAUAUAUAUAACUCUGUCUUUUAAGGCAUGUACAUUUUUUUUUUGGGGCAAUGCUUUUGUAAUCACUAGGACAGCAUUAUUGUUAAUGAUCACAAAAUAUUAUGGUGUACGUUGUCGAGGAUGUUUUUCCAUGAAUGUCAAGAAUCCUAGUUAACCGCAAGAUAACUGCCCUUAUGUUUCUUAUGAA
Olea europaea var. sylvestris is the source of this 2479-nucleotide messenger RNA. Its product is annotated as receptor-like cytoplasmic kinase 176. The transcript has 9 exons. Gene Ontology annotation, biological process: protein phosphorylation. Lineage: Eukaryota; Viridiplantae; Streptophyta; Magnoliopsida; Lamiales; Oleaceae. Gene Ontology annotation, molecular function: ATP binding; protein kinase activity. The record is from RefSeq and is a predicted model, not a curated record. The coding region runs from base 668 to 2119 and encodes 483 amino acids.